Messenger RNA from Mycetomoellerius zeteki, 1617 nucleotides. Its product is annotated as UDP-glucuronosyltransferase 2B31. Gene Ontology annotation, biological process: proteolysis. The coding region runs from base 36 to 1598 and encodes 520 amino acids. The record is from RefSeq and is a predicted model, not a curated record. The transcript is spliced from 5 exons. NCBI's taxonomy places the organism in Eukaryota, Metazoa, Arthropoda, Insecta, Hymenoptera, Formicidae. Gene Ontology annotation, molecular function: metallocarboxypeptidase activity; UDP-glycosyltransferase activity; zinc ion binding.
GUGAUUUAGACUUCAUAUAAGAAUACGAAUAAAAAAUGCGAGUGUUACUAGUGAUUUCCUCUUUGUUGUUUUGCCUGUCGAUUUGCCAUGGAUAUCGUUUCCUCGGACUAUUUCCCUUUCAAGGCAAAAGUCAUUUUAUUAUGGCCGAGCAACUGAUGAAGGGUCUAGUCAGGAAGGGUCAUCAAGUCGAUAUGGUCAGCAAAUUUCCUUUGAAGAAACCUUAUCCGAAUUACACCGAUAUCGUGACAUUGCCAACAGCUAUGCAUUUGGUGAACAAUAUGUCGUUUGAACUAAUGCAAAAAAUGGUUACCUCAAAUUUGAUGUACGCCGUUGCGACAUGGGGAGGAAACGACCUUUGUGAAAUCUUAAGAAAUCCAGAAAUUAAAGAGCUAUCCAAACUAAAGAAUCCACCCUACGAUGCUGUGAUUAUAGAGAUUUUUGGUGCGCAAUGUUUCAGUGUCAUUGCUCACAUAUUAAAAGUUCCUUUGAUUGGGAUCAGCACUACGUCGUUGUACCCGUGGCUAUAUGACACAAUCGCUCAACCUGAGAACCUGGCCUUUGUGCCGAGCAACAUUUUAAGUUUGUCCGAACCCAUGAAUUUCUGGCAACGUUUGUAUAACACCGUGCACACAAUCUUCAGCAAAUGGCAUUUUAAUUAUCUUACGACAUGGGAGCAAGAUAAAAUAAUAAGGGAGAAUUUCGGGCCAGACAUACCGAGCGUACGGGAAUUGGAAAAGAAGUUGUCGCUGGUCCUCAUCAACUCUCACAUCGCGUUAAAUGGGAUACAGCCGAAAACACCUGCUGCGGUGGACGUGGGGGGAAUCCACGUUCAGGACGAGGACGAAACAUUGCAGCCUGAAUUAGAAAAAUGGAUGAAUGAUAGCAAAGAUGGUUUCAUCUAUUUCACUUUUGGCUCGAUGAUGAUGAUUGAGACGUUUCCACGAGAGUUCCUAAGAGUGCUUUAUGCCUCCUUAGGCAAAAUAGCACCCAUCCGGGUUAUAAUGAAGAUACCAAAGCCGGAGAAACUACCAUCCGCUUUGCCCAAAAACAUUUACAUUUCCCCUUGGAUGCCACAAAUUAAAGUAUUGAAACAUCCUAACAUAAAAGUCUUUAUCACUCACGGCGGGCUCAUGGGCACGCAGGAAGCGGUAGCAUGCGGUGUUCCCAUGAUCGGUAUACCACUCUUCGCCGAUCAGUUUACAAAUAUCGACAGAUAUGUCGCUAGAAACAUUGCCCUGCGACUGGACAUUAAUACAAUUACCGAAAAAAGCUUCGACGCAGCCUUAAACGCGAUCUUACGGGAUCCUCUAUAUAGAGAAACUGCGCGAAAAUUGUCCCAACGAUUUCUUGAUCGGCCAUUGAACGCUAUAGACACUGCUAAUUAUUGGAUCGAGUACGUUAUUAAGUACGGCGAGGAUUCUCUGCGAUCGCCCGCGAUGGAUCUAACCUGGUGGCAAUUAUCCCUUAUCGAUGUCGUUGGAUGUCUUCUAUUUUGCGCAGCAAUUAUUGUCGCUACAGCAGUGUUCAUUGUGCGUUUCGUGAAGGAAAUGUCAAAUGGAAAUUAUAACAAUUUGUCGUAUUCAAAAAAGAUAAAAUGAUUAUGUAUUAAUUAGAAAU